AUGGGCAACGGUCGCGGGUCCGUGACGGGUCACAAGCUCAGCGAAGCCUAUAGGCGUCUUCAGUCCAGGAGGGACGAUUCCAAAGAGCCUAGCGAGGCAGAAGGUAGUCAGAGCGGUAACAAGAAGAACAAGCGGAACAGGGUCCACUUUAGCUGUGUUGAAGUGAGUCGAAUUGGAGCGCGUCGAGCUCCUUGCGGCCAAUGCAUCGCACGAAAGGUUCCGAAUCUGUGUCGACCUUUUAUAAACGGUGUAGAGGAUCCCACGAUCUACGAUUCCGACAUCAAAGCAAGACUCACACGCAUUGAGGAUAUUCUCGCGACCCUGAUAACACGCCUACCCACACCCGCACCUCCCGAGGAAACUCAGGAUUCCCAUACCCAAGCGUCGUCUUCGCGUCAAGUACCGCGUACCGUCUCGAGCCCCCGGCCGAUCGCACCGGCGCCGCCAGGCAUUGCCGGUGAUACCCAGCACACCCCGCCAGUACCGCUUUACUUCUCUGCUCUGCACUCGCAUCCCUCACCGACGGAUCAUCCAUCGCCUCAUUCAGGAUCUGGCUCUGUGGUGGUUCCCGGCCUGGGGAGGAUUCGAAUCACUCUAGAGCCUGCCUCGCCAGAGCUGAAUGAUAUCCUGCAGACUUUAAGCGAGUCGGGAAUCACCAAGGGGGUGCUCAUCGGUUUGUUGAUGGAUCUCCCAGACAAAGCUCUGAGUGACAUCCUUGUAGAGCUGUACUUCCGGGAGAUCGAUUGGACACGAUACAAGAUGAACCGGCCGCUCUUCAUGCGUCGAUAUACCAUGUUUUUCGAAUCAAUUCGACAGAAUCCCAGCAACCCGCAUAUCGACGCGGACACCCUGAAAUGGCUGCCGUUGAUGUAUAUUACCCUUGCUAUUGCGACACUAUCUGCACCCGUGGAGAUGGUGGGAGGACCAUUGGGACAAAAGUCGUGGAGUCGACGAUUCUACGGAAGUUCCCGUUCUGCCUUGACUUGCGCCAAAGCGCUGCAGAGAGACAAUCUGGACAUAGUCUACGCUAGCCUGUUGUCCGCCCGGUUCAUGUUCUUGACGCGUCGAGCAGCGGAAGGCUCGACACCGUUAACGUCGGCUUUCCAGCUUGGUCUAUAUCGAGAUGGCUCGGUACUCAAUUUGAUGGACAAACGCGAAGUGGAACUUCGCAGGCGUGCUUGGGCCAUGGUUUAUCACUUGGACCGAACGAACGCUCUUUUGGUUGGACGCCCAACGUCCAUCUCGGAUGCCCAUACCGAUACCAAGGAGCCUGCGAAUCUUGACGACGAAGAGUUGGAGUCUCCCGACUUUGAUCCCCGAGGACAUUCUCUGAUCAAGCCUACGGAGUACACCCAAGUUAUACUCCGGCAUAGGCUCGCACAAAUCAUGGGCCGUAUCUCAGAUCACACUUUUGCCAUCAAGCCACCAGAUUAUUCCAUGGUGCUCAAGCUGGAUCAGGAGCUGCUCGAUUGGCAGAGCAAGUUGCCUCCCUUCUUUGCUUUGUUCCAUCCCGACACGUCCUUGGAUCAAAAGUAUCGAUACAUCUUUGUUCAGCGGCAUCUACUAGCUUGUGAAUUCCUCUUUGCGAGGAUUACUCUGCAUCGGCCUUACCUGUUGCGCAAACGAGAUGUCAACAACCAAUAUCGAUAUUCCCGUGAGGCGGCAAUCGAAUCGGCCAAAGCAGAUCUGCUGGGUAGGCGUGCCUUUAUGUUCGAAAAGCCAGAAGAUACCAAAGUGAACAGCGGAGGGUAUCGGGUACUCAACUCGUACAUCGUGCUUGGUGUGGCUAUCAAGAUGGAACCCAACUCGGCCAGGGCAGAAGAGUUGCGCCGUUUACUGGAUGUCGUGGCGGGUCUGGCUCCAGAUGAGCUUGGCAGAGUGUCUGAACCGAUCGUUAAGGACGAGCUCGCCAUCGUAGAGUUUUUGACGCAAAGAGCGAACGAUCCCAACAAUAGCGAGGGCGCUCUCAACAACUCUGCUCCGAUACCCCCAUAUCAUAUACUCUCGGGAGAACAACGACCGGCUCUGCUGGAAAGACGAGACACUUCCGCUUCGAGACAGUCAAACGAAGUUGCAACGUUCCGCCAACAGCAUGCCGGCGACGACCCCGCUUGGUCAUUCGUCGCACCAGGAAUGGCUACUCUUGACGUACAUGCGCCUUUCUCGCCUGGAGGCGUAGUCAACAGAGCUGGUUCGGACGUCUCAACCUCUAGUGUACCCGGUCCUUUAAGACCGCCUCCUCCUCGCGGUUACACCGGACAGGCUUCGACAUCAAUGUUUGGUGAUAGGGAAGGGGGCAACGCCCACAAUGGUUUCCUCCAGCAAUCACAGAACGUUUCCCCGGCACGGUCGCAGAUCCAACAAUCACCGUAUCAGAGCUCCAAUUUGGCUUUGCAAGGAUUAUCGCAAACUAUCCAUGAUCAGAGCUACAGUCAUGAUCAACAAGGGAUUUCGGGCGAUUUCAACAUGGACUCGAACGUGAUGCCCAAUCUGGAUUCGUGGUGGAACGAUAUUGGGGGAAAUCUGGCCAUGAACCAGAAUACGCCAGGCAAUUUCAACCCGUUUGCCCUCGCUCAAUUCGGACAGGUCGAAGAAGGUGCCGAUUCAAAGUGA
Molecule: messenger RNA, 2613 nt
Organism: Filobasidium floriforme
Lineage: Eukaryota; Fungi; Basidiomycota; Tremellomycetes; Filobasidiales; Filobasidiaceae
Exons: 14
Coding region: 1-2613 (870 amino acids)
Biological process (GO): DNA-templated transcription
Molecular function (GO): DNA binding; zinc ion binding
Source: RefSeq, a predicted model, not a curated record